UUGAUAUAAGUGGUGUUCUGUGGUGGAUUGUGGUUUACAUAAAAAUGGCAGAAUCUGAGAAAAAAUCAGUUGCUACUUCUGUAAUAAUAAAAGUGGAAGAUUCUUCACCAGAAACCUCUAAAAUGACGACUGAAAAUAAAAUUGACGAAAUAAAAACAUUGAAUCCAUCGAGUAGAUCUUUGCCAAAAUCUGCUUUUAGUAUAGCUUUGAAACCUAGUAUUCUGAGGCCCCCUCAGUUGAAUCUUGAAAGUUCUAAUUUCAAUAGUGGGCAAUCUACUAAAGCAUUCAAGUUGAGCCCUCCAAAGUUGAAUGCAUUUACUAAACAAGACGAUAAUAUUAUAGGAGAUAAAAUUGAGAAAACCAAUGGAGAAAUAGUGAAGGCUUCUGAUAGUUCAAGUGCCCAAACUUCUGUUAAUGUAGUUCCAGCAAAGUCAAAUAUAACUCUUAAUGCAUCCACUCUAUCAUCUACCUCAUUUAUUUUUGGACAAAACCUCAAAGAUCGUGUUAUUGCAGCUGAAACUGAAAAUAAUGAUUCUAAACCAUCUACUAGUUUAAGCACAAAUGGUUCAACAGAUAUGUUGUUUAGUGAUGGUGUUAAACCUGACAUUAAAAGCAGCACAAGUAGUAAUAGUAAAGAAAAUAAAAGUUUAGUCGAAACAGCCAGAGAGUAUGAAGAGUCACGAGCUGUAAAAAGAAAAUAUGAAGAAGUGGAAGUUAAAACUGGAGAAGAAGAUGAAACGAAUAUUCUUUGUAUGUCGUGUAAACUAUUUUCCUUUGAUGGAACUAGUGGUAGCUGGCAAGAAAGAGGGAGAGGUACAUUAAGAUUGAAUGACUUUGAAACUGAUGAUCGUACCCAAAGCAGAUUAGUGUUUAGGACAUCUGGUAGUCUGAGGGUUAUUCUCAAUACAAAGGUAUUUUCAAGUAUGACAGCAGAAAAGGCAAGCGAUAAGAGCAUAAGGUUAACAGCCCUGGAUGCCAAUGGUGAAAUCAAAAUAUUCUUAGUGAUGGCUUCAGUAGAAGAUUCAAAAGCUUUGCAACAGCAUUUGGAACACCGAAUAAAAAUGGAAAUUGAAGCUUGUAAAAAGAAAAAAAGUCAAUAGACCUUGAAACUAAGCAUAUUUUAUUGGAUUUUCAAUGUAUACUUUUGUACUAAGAUUUCAUUCAAUCACAGUAAAUUUAUUUAAGGUCUCAGGUUCUCACAAAAGGAAAUUUUUAGCAAUAGCUUACUGAAUGACUAUCAUCAUUCUCUGAAUCUACUAGAAUUGCUAGUGAUUAAGAAGACAUAUUAUAAUUUUAUUUUAUUAAAAAUGUAGGUUCAACAGAGAAAAUAUAGUUUUGACUUUA
This is a messenger RNA of Coccinella septempunctata (seven-spotted ladybird), 1344 nucleotides long. RefSeq names its product ran-binding protein 3 (gene RanBP3). Gene Ontology annotation, cellular component: cytoplasm; nuclear pore. The coding region runs from base 45 to 1100 and encodes 351 amino acids. The record is from RefSeq and is a predicted model, not a curated record. Gene Ontology annotation, molecular function: GTPase activator activity. Gene Ontology annotation, biological process: protein export from nucleus. The transcript is spliced from 5 exons. Lineage: Eukaryota; Metazoa; Arthropoda; Insecta; Coleoptera; Coccinellidae.